CACACAGCGUUGCCAACCCUAGUGGGCCUCUGACAAUUCAGCUGUUUGUGUUUGUGAAACUCCCGCUUGCAGAAACAGCCAUGGCAGAAUGCAGUGAGAUCCAAGAGGGGUUCUUGUGCCCCAUCUGCCACAAAGACAUGCGAUCGCCCAGCAAUCUGCUAAACCAUUUUCAAGACCAGCAUUCUGAGGACCAGGAGUUUCUAAAGUCCCUCAAAGGCAUCUAUGGAAAGGCCAAAAAGAAAAUCCUGAAAUUGGACGACCAGGAAUUGCAAACUUUCAAAGAGCUCACCCAGGAAAAGUUCUACUUGGACUCAAGUGAUCCACAGGAGCCCGGCCCCUCGCAACGUCACACCAACUACUUCAAGGAAAUCAGGAGGGAGCGACUGGACCACCGGACUACCGAAACUAACAAGCUGAUUAUUAGACUGGAUAGACUGCUAAGGACUUAUGGAUCGGACAGGAAGCAACAGGAGCAGGAAUUAGUGGUUUGGCUAGAUGGAUCAACAGUCACUAGAUGCCCCUCAUGCGCCGCCAGCUUCAACAUCGCCAGAAGGCAGCACCAUUGCAGGCUUUGCGGGACCAUAAUGUGCAACAACUGUUCCCAUUUUCUCCCUUUUGAAGCGGCACACGCGAUUGUUGCCCCAUUAAACAAUGUAAGCGACCGGGAAUAUCUAUCGAAAGACUCAGACACUUUGCGGAUAUGCAGCCAUUGCUUAGACAUGCUGGAGUGCAGGAGAAAAGCGCAAAUCGAUCAGAUGGUUAAGCCGACCAUCUGGCAACUGUACUCGCUUCUGCAAGGCAAUAAGAAGCAAAUCCAGUCCUCAGUUGAACUGUAUAACAAAAUGUUUAAUUCACUAACAUCUGGAGAGACGACGUUUCUGUUGCAAGACGUCCAGGCGUUGCGCUCUCUGAUUGCGGAAAAAGCCCAAAUGAUCGACACUCUCAGCAAAAAAAUCGCAACAGAAAUGGUCGACUCCAACACUCCGAAAGCCGCAGUGGUUCAGAGCAACAUCAGAAAAUCCACCUCCAACUACAUCAAGGAUUCGUUGCUUACGCUGCCUGCUCCUCCUAGUGUGGCCGAACUGGAGAAAAUCCGACAGAAACUUAGUCUGAGCUUCAAGGAAGACAGCGGCGCGUAUCCUGCAGGAGCGCAACCGGUUCAAACAGUUACUGUGACCACUGGAUGGUCACCAGCUCCAGCCAAAGAAGCGGAAGCUUCCGAAGAACAUCCGCUGAUCGAGCAGAUGAGAAUAGUGAAGAACUAUAUUGAUCAGGCACGGAAAGCGCAUAGAUUUGAGGAAGUUGUUUCGUUGGAGGAGAACUUGCGCAUGCUGCAGGAUUCGUACAGGCAACUGCAAGCCACUAGUUAAACGCUUACCUUUCCUAAUAUAUCACUCCAUUCCAUUUGAAGUAAUAA
Molecule: messenger RNA, 1417 nt
Organism: Dendroctonus ponderosae (mountain pine beetle)
Lineage: Eukaryota; Metazoa; Arthropoda; Insecta; Coleoptera; Curculionidae
Product: rabenosyn-5
Exons: 7
Coding region: 81-1370 (429 amino acids)
Molecular function (GO): metal ion binding
Source: RefSeq, a predicted model, not a curated record